This is a messenger RNA of Peniophora sp. CBMAI 1063, 627 nucleotides long. Lineage: Eukaryota; Fungi; Basidiomycota; Agaricomycetes; Russulales; Peniophoraceae. The record is from the annotation of a GenBank genome assembly.
AUGUCCGACACGGUCACCUGGGCUUCCAGUUCAGCAAUCUUACGACGCUCCACAACACGCAUCGUGCUCUCCCAGCUUUCAACAGGAUCUCAGCAACACUUGGUCCCGAGGAGGUUGAAUUUCAAGAUAGAGCUCAAGCCCUCGGCUCCUGAGGCUCGCGAACUCGUUACCCGCCAGUCGCAGGAUAUCACGACCAUCCUCACCAACCUGAACAACGACCUCAAGGAUCCCCUUUCCGCCCUUAGUGGUCUGACGUCGAGCACGGCUACCAGCGACAAUGUCAACAGCAUCGUGCAGCAGAUAAUCCCAAUGAUCCAGUCUGCCACCGAUGCUCUCGGCAGCGCGUCAGGCACUGGGAGCGGCAACCCUCUCCAGCUCGUCGGCACCACUAUCACCAAUGUCAUGUCGGCUGCUAACAGCGCUAACAGUGUCUCUUCGGACGUCGCUGUAAUUGGUGUUCUCCAGCUCCUCGACCCGAUCCUGGCUGCUCUCGUUGCCCUCGUGCUCCAGCUCGUCGCCGGUGUUCUCACUGUCGUCGUCGGCCUUCUUGUCGGCCUCCUCGGCGGCGUUGUCGGCCUCAUCCUCGGCCUGGACUUUGCGUCGCUCGCGUCGGUGCUCCUGCUCUGA